This is a messenger RNA of Xenopus laevis (African clawed frog), 3296 nucleotides long. It is a transcript of the gene pus7.L, whose product is annotated as pseudouridine synthase 7 L homeolog. NCBI's taxonomy places the organism in Eukaryota, Metazoa, Chordata, Amphibia, Anura, Pipidae. The record is from RefSeq and is a predicted model, not a curated record. Gene Ontology annotation, biological process: RNA modification; pseudouridine synthesis. Gene Ontology annotation, cellular component: nucleus. Gene Ontology annotation, molecular function: pseudouridine synthase activity; RNA binding. The transcript has 17 exons. The coding region runs from base 83 to 2152 and encodes 689 amino acids.
GCUCUCGACUCGUUGGUUAAUUGGAGGUCAGGUGGGGUCUGGUGACUUGUCUACGCUGCUCUACCACGUGUUUGGCCGCUAGAUGCUAAGGUUCCUGUCGCGAGUCGCAUUUUGCAGUUACAGGCAUCUUGUUUUUGGUUAUUUGAAACCUUUUCAUCGUGCCUUAAAAGCAAUGGAAUCCAUCGAAAUGGAUUCUGUUUCUCUAAAACGGCCUAUUUCUAGCAAAGACCUUAGUGGUGAUUCUGUAAAAAGGCAAAAAGUCUCGGACAAUUUGUUCUCAACAGAGACUUCUUUAAAAGCACAGGAUGUGGAACCUACUUCAGGGAUUCAGAAUGAAAAUGCCUUAGAUAGAGAACUUACACUUGAAGUGCCAGGAGAGAAAAAUGAAGAAGAUUUUGAGAAAGACGAGCUUCUGGAUGGGGAAACUGAAGAAGAAAGUCCAGAGAGCUUUGCAGACAUGAUGAAGCAUGGCCUUACUGAAAUUGAUGUUGGCAUUACUAAAUUUGUAAGCACUCAUGAAGGGUUUUCUGGAAUUCUGAAAGAAAGAUACUCAGACUUUGUUGUCAAUGAAAUAGGGAAAGAAGGCAAGAUCCUUCAUUUAAAUGAUGUUUCAGUACCAGCAGAUGAAGAGGAUCCUUCUGAAGAUAUAUAUUCUGUUCUCUCACCUGAUGAUAAAAAGCGUUUGGAAGAUCUUCAGCUGUUUAAGAAUAGGGAAGAUAAUGUUGCGAUUGAGGUUGUUGAAGACACUAAAGAAAAAAGAACACUUAUCCACCAAGCUGUAAAGGGUCUGUUUCCUGGGAUAGAGACUAAAACAGAGGAACGAGAAGGGAAGAAAUACAUCAUAGCUUACCAUGCCGCUGGCAAGAAAGCAUUGUCAAAGGUCAGAUCACCCACAGAUCCUCGGAAGCAUUCCUGGCCAAAAGCCAGAGGAAGCUACUGCCAUUUUGUUUUGUACAAAGAAAACAAAGACACCAUGGAUGCCAUAAACGUGCUCUCAAAAUUUUUAAGAAUCAAACCAAAUAUAUUUUCCUAUAUGGGUACCAAAGAUAAAAGGGCUAUCACUGUUCAAGAAAUUGCAGUUCUUAAAAUUACAGCACAAAGGCUAGCUCAUCUAAACAAGUGCUUGAUGAACUUCAAAUUAGGUAACUUCACUUACCAAAAAAACCCGCUAAAAUUAGGUGAACUUCAAGGAAAUCAUUUUACUGUGGUGUUAAGAAAUAUUACUGGGACAAGUGAACAAGUAGUGCAAGCCAUGACUUCUCUCAGGGAUAUUGGCUUUAUAAAUUACUAUGGAAUGCAAAGAUUUGGAACCACAGCUGUACCUACAUACCAAGUUGGAAGGGCUAUUCUUCAAAGUAACUGGAAUGAGAUGGUAGAUCUAAUAUUAAAACCAAGGCCUGGAGCAGAGAAAGGUUACCUGGUUCAGUGCAGAGAAGAGUGGGCUAAAACCAAGGACCCAGAGGCUGCUCUUAAAAAGUUACCUGUUAAGAGAUGUUUGGAAGGUCAGCUGCUGCGGGGACUUGCAAUGUACGGUCUCAAAAACAUAGUUUCUGCAUUUGGCAUAAUCCCAAGAAACAACCGUUUAAUGUACAUCCACAGUUAUCAGAGUUAUGUUUGGAAUAACAUGGUAAGCAAGAGAAUCGAGGAGUUUGGACUCAAAGUUGUUCCCGGAGACCUAGUGCUCAAAGGAGACACUGCUGUUCAAGUGGAAGAGGGCAAUGUUGAUAAUUACACAAUAAACGACAUAGUAAUGCCGUUGCCAGGCUUUGACGUGAUCUACCCUAAGCACAAGAUCGCUGCAGCUUACGAGGAAAUUCUUGCAGCAGACAAUCUUGAUAUCAAAAACAUGAGGCACAGAGUUAAGGAUUAUUCUUUAUCUGGAGCCUAUAGGAAAAUAGUUAUCUGUCCACAAGAUGUUAGCUGGGAAGUUGUAUCCUAUGAUGACCCUAAAAUACCACUAGUUCAAACAGAUCUGGAUAAAUUGGAAGGGAAGGCGCUUCCAGAAUAUAACAAAGAAGGGAAAUACAGAGCACUGAAGAUGGAAUUCUCAUUGCCACCUUCUACAUAUGCGACAAUGGCCAUCAGAGAAGUUCUUAAAAUGGACACCAGUAUCAAAAACCAGACCCAGCUGAACACUGUCUGGCUUCGCUAAAUUUUCUUAUGAACUCACUGCUGUCCUUUCAGUGUCCCUUUUGGCACUUGUGAUGACCAUUUUAUUGUUUAAAAAGAUCUAUUGGUUUCAAAAAGUCUUUUAAUUUGAGAGCUGUUUUUGUUACAGAUUUGCAGUGCACAAAAAUACAUGAUAAAUUCAAAAAUGACUGAAGAAUAUCUAUAAUACACUGGUCAUUUUUACUGUUCUAUAAGUUGUAUUUCUCCUUUUUUUCAAAGGUGUACACAUAACUAGGUAGUAACUUAAGUUAAACCAGACUGAGUUGAAAGAACAUGUAAAAUUUUAACUUGAAUAGGAUAGUUAUAUUUUUUUUUUUUUAUAAAUAGAUUGUGGUAAUGUGGAUUGCAGUUCCUUGUUUCUGUUGUGGAACUGCAAUAUUCUGAGCUUAAGAUUGUACUAUAUUAUAUUAACAUGAAGGCUCAUUUUCCGUGAUAAAAUAACACAAUUCAAAUUGCUUUAAGAGACUCUACAAUUUACAUUUUAUUUUGAAUUUGAGACUAUAUUAGACAAGUUUAUAAUUUAAUUUUAUGAUUUUUUUAGAGCUUCCUUGAGUGCUUUUGGAGAAGAGAAGGACAGUAUCUUAAAAAGAAUAAAAAAAAAUUAAAUGUAAAUCAGUUAUCCAAAUGAGAACAGAUUUUUUUUUUUAAGCAAAAUAUUCAACAUUAAUAGCUGCAGAAAACAUAAACUCAUCUCCAUGGAUUUCCCUGAGCAGAACAAGCAAACGCUAUAUAUGGAGGUCUUUACUUAGUAAUCAGGGUUUACUAGAGGUCUAGAUGUCUUUACCACAUUAAAACAUUUUCACAGCUGGAAACACGUUAUACAUUCUUCUGUUUUGUAAUAAUUUGGAUGUAAGAAAAAAGAAAAAACUACCAAAGUUUGAAUUUAAGUGCAGAAACUCUUGGAUUGGUGCUGUUUAUUAAGGAAUCGUUGCAGUACCCCAGAAAGCCAUGUGAGUUUUCAUGGGUCUGGAAAACGUUAUUUAGUGCCGUUAUUUUCUUAAUUUGAGAAUUAACCUAUGCCAUUUUAUUCUGUAUGCUCUAUGAUACAUAAUAAGUACAUAUGCUAAUCACCUGAACAAUAUUCUGUUGGAUCCUUUUUGUUAAUAAAAUUGUGUAUAUCAAAAAAA